AUGCCUGGGAGCGGGUGCGAGUCUGCAGGCUCCGCGCGGGCGCGGCCGGCGGGACGCGGGGCUCCACGGCCCGCUCCACGCAAGCAGUCCCCGCCCCUGCCGCCAGGCCCCGCCCACCGGAGGCAGGUCCUGCCCCCUCGACUGCGAGCCCAGCGCCCUCGAUUGACAGGCCCCGCCCCUCGGCCGGUGGCCAAUCCCGUGCGAGUGGGCGGGGCGCGCCUGCCCAGGGCUGCCUGCUGCGGGCUGGUUUCCAGCUCCAGAGUCCGCGCCCGGCAGCUGCCUGGAAACUGUGUGGGCUCCAGGAGCGACCUCGGCGAUUACUGGCUGGGGAAUAUUCUGGGUUUCAGCUUGCAGUACACAGCGACUGGACCCCUCGUGGGGAGCUGGUACUCGUGCGUGUCCUUCGCUGCGUCCGCCUCCCUCGCCUCUCCCGCCUCUCCGUGCCCUUCACGCGCCGAAGAUGAAGAUGGGUCCCCCUGUUGCUCAGACCCUCUGAGGCACACCCACCAGUCCUUGCCGCUCUGUAGCAGCGGGGCCCUUUCCCGAGGGUCCCUGUCCUGGCUGCCUCGGUAUGGUAUGCUGAGUAGGUCCACGACGUCUCCCUUUCGUGGUCAUUUUGACUUUGAGGAAGAGCCAGAAGUCACACAGUGCCGCACCUGCCCUCUCCAGUUUUUCAGCUUCCAGCACAAACUCGCAAAGCAGACUCCAGGGAGCUUCCAAGCUCCUGACCUCGGGCUGGCACUGCAUCCCUGUCCUCUUGUUUCAUCUCCCUGGGCUGAGCAGCUCCUGGAUCCUGGUGUGCAGAUAGCCAUUGGACUCUGCCGCCUCUCCGGUCUUGUAAGCUACCUAAUAAAUCCCCUUCUGUAACUAUAUAUGUGUUUUCUGUUGCUUCUGCACUUCUACAGAACCCUGAUAUGGCUUAGAGCAAUACAAAUUAAUUUGCUGAAUGUACAUGCUUGUAUUUCCCAUCUUUUACUAUGGGACUAGUUUUAAAAAGCAGUUUUAUGAAACCACGAGAUAUUUAAGUUCCUGUAUCUGAUUUACAGUGGUAGCUCUGUUCACAAACUUAAUUUGUUCCACGAUUUUGGAAAAGGUGGGCAUGUUUGUGUUCCUAUGGGAAAGAUGGCCACGGUCAUGUUUGUUACCCAGUGUGGAGUUUGGAAACAAAAACAAAAUUUUGCCAAAUGCUUUUAUGAACCACGUUGUUCUCGAACAAAAGAACUUGUGAACUGAGGUACCACUGUAUUUUACUUAACAUUAUGAUUGCAAGGUGAAUCCAUUUUCCUAAAAAUGACUCCUGUAUCCUUCUUUAUAUUACAGUAGUACUUCACUGUGUAUAAACACCAUAUUUUCUUUAUCCAUUCAUCUACCAAGGGACAUAUAGGCAACUUCCAAGAUUUAGCUAUUGUGAAUUGUGGUGCUAUAAGCAUGGGCAUGCAUGGAUCACUGUAAUAUGAUGACUAACUCAGGAAAAUACUGAGGAGGGUAAUAGGUCAAAUGGAAUUUCUUGUUUUCGUUUUUUGAGGAAUCUUCACACUAAUUUCCAUAAUGGUUAUACUAGUUUACAUUCCAACCAGCAGUGAUAAAGGGUUCCUUUUCCCUGAAGCCCGCCCGGCAUUUGUUGUUAUGUGAUUUCUUGAUCAUGACCAUUCUUUUUGGAGUAAGAUGGCAUCUCAGUGUUGUUUUAAUUUGUAUUUCUGUAAUGGCAAAAGAUGUUGAUGUUACUGGUAUAGAGGAAAGCUAUUGAUUUUCAUGUGUUGACUUUGUAUCUUGCUACUGCACUGAAUAUAGUUAUUAUUUUAGGAGACUUUUAGUGGAUAUUUUUGGAUCUUCUAUGUAGAAGAUCAUGUCAUCUGCAAAUAAUGAUAAUUUGACUUCUUACUUUCUUACACAUAUUUCUUUUAUUUCUUUCUCUUUCCUAAAUUGUUUUGACUAAUGUUUCAAGAUCUAUUUUGAACAGUACUGGUGACAGCAACAUCCUUUCCUUGUUUCUGAUUUUAGGGGAAAGCUUUUACUUAUUUCCACUUAAUAUGAUGUUGGUCAUUGGUUUGUCAUAAAUGGCAUUUAUCAGAUUCAGAUACACCUAUUCUCUUCAGGGUUUUUUUUUUAUCAUGAAUAGUUGAUAGAUUUUGUCAAAGACUUUUUCUUUUGGUACCGGGGAUCAAACUCAGGACUUUGAGCCUGUGAGGCAGGCGGCGGAACCACUGAGCUAAAUCCGCGGCCCUCAGAGACUUUUUUCUAUGUCAGUUGGCAUGAUUGUGUGAUUUUUGUUCUUGCUUCUGUCCUUGCUUCUGUUUAUGUGAUGUAUUACACUUAUUGAUUUGCAUAUUUUGAACCAUCCUUGCAUCCCUGGGAUGAAUCCUUCUUAGUCAGGAUGUAUGAUCUUUUUGAUGGUUUGUUGCACCCUGUUUGCCAGUAUCUUGCUCAGGAUUUUUGCGUCAGUGCUUAUUAAAGAGAUUUCCCUUCAGUUCCCUUUUUUGGAUGAGUCCUUUUCCGGUUUUGGAAUCAGAGUAAUACUAGUUUCCAAGAAUGACUUUGGGAGUACUACUUCGUUUUUAUUUCAUUAAAGAGUUUGAGGAGGAUUUGCAUUAGAUCUUGCCUGAAGUUCUUGUAGAAUUUACCAGUGAAUCCAUCCA
Molecule: messenger RNA, 2636 nt
Organism: Heterocephalus glaber (naked mole-rat)
Lineage: Eukaryota; Metazoa; Chordata; Mammalia; Rodentia; Bathyergidae
Source: RefSeq, a predicted model, not a curated record